This is a messenger RNA of Diaporthe citri, 2175 nucleotides long. RefSeq lists its product as uncharacterized. The record is from RefSeq and is a predicted model, not a curated record. The coding region runs from base 1 to 2175 and encodes 724 amino acids. NCBI's taxonomy places the organism in Eukaryota, Fungi, Ascomycota, Sordariomycetes, Diaporthales, Diaporthaceae. The transcript has 2 exons.
AUGUUUUCCAAGCUCAAGAACCUCGCCGAAAAGGGGCAGGGGUCGAGCCCCAAAUCCGGCGACGACCAGGGGGAGUCGCUCACCACCAUCCUCCCCACGCGAGAGGACAGGGCGAACCUCCUGCUCCUUAUUGCGGACCUGAUCGAGGUGAUGCGAGUUCAGCUUGUCGACGCCUUCGACCCCAACAAGUCCGAGACUGCCACACCGCUCAAAAUUGGGCGCUCACUGGAGGUUGGCGACGAUGCUGCACUGGAAAUCAAGCCCGGAGCCACGGAGCAGAGUGGACCGGACGAGGCUGCGGAGGAGCCAUCCGAGACUGAUCCUGCAGGCCAGACAGGCAAGGCCAAGACAGACGAAGAGAAGCGUAACGAUGCGGCCGAGAAGGCGAGGAAGGCCUUCGAGAGACGGGCCAAGGAGCUUGCCAGGCCGGAGACUGAGGCCUUCAAGCAGGCCGCGCUGACACAUUUCGACGACUGGCGUGACAAAGUCAUGCAGCGUAUUGGCGAGGCCGUCAACCAGCGCGAAGAUGGGGAUGAGCCAGCUCAACAGGGCCACGAGUCCCGCCCCUCGAGCCAACAGAAGCCAGACGCGGCCGGAGAGACCCUGCAGAACAUUUUCCCACCACUUGAGACUCCACUGGUUUCACUCAGUGAUGCCCGGCGCAUUCUCAUCAUGCACUCGAUCCUACUUAUCCUGCUCGGACUGGAGUCCUACCCGGCGGAAUCCAGAGUGCUCAUGCUUCGGCUGGCAAGCUCACUGGGGCUGUCCGCAGAGCUACUAUCUCAGGAUGAGAUAUCAGUGGCCAAGGGUCUCCUUGAGGCCGCAAAACAGCAGAUGAACGCAGACGAGGAGACCAAGAAGAAGGCAGAGGAAGGCUCAACCGCAAGGAAGUGGAAGGUCGGCCUCGGUGCAGUUGCGGGGGCUGUCCUUAUUGGAGUGACAGGUGGGCUUGCUGCUCCUCUGCUGGCUGCUGGAGUAGGCACGGUCAUGGGCGGUCUAGGACUCGGCGCCACAGCCACCGCUGGAUAUCUCGGGGCACUCGCUGGCUCAGCACCCCUUGUUGGUAUUUUGUUCGGUGCCUAUGGUGGCAGGAUGACUGGAAAGACUAUUUAUGAAUAUGCUAAAGAAGUCGAGGACUUCGCCUUUCUGCCAAUCAACAAGCCAUCACUGUUCCAGCGAGGCAAGCAGGACGAAAAGAACGCAAGACAUCUCCGUGUCGCUGUGGGCAUUGCCGGCUGGCUUGUGGAGGAGAAUGAGGUUGUUCUCCCAUGGCAGGCCAUCAGUGGGCGCAGCACCGAAGCGUUCGCUCUCAGAUGGGAGCUAGACGCAUUGCUCCGACUGGGCUGCGCUCUGAACACAUAUAUCAAGAGCUACGCAUGGGGCUUCGCCAAGAAGGAGAUCCUUAGCCGCACCAUAUUUGCUACUCUUGCUUCAGCUCUCACUUUACCAUAUGCCCUCGCCAAAGCCUCCCGUGUCAUCGACAACCCCUUCAGCGUCGCGGUGUCUCGGAGUGAGAAGGCAGGCAAGGUCCUUGCCGAUGCACUCAUCAACAAGGUCCAAGGCGAGCGACCAGUCACGCUGAUAGGGUACUCGCUAGGCGCAAGGGUCAUCUACACCUGUCUCGCUGAACUGGCGGAUCGCAAAGCCUUCGGCUUGGUGGAGUCAGUCUGCCUCAUUGGCGCAGCCGCACCGUCUGACCCCAUUGCAUGGCGGAAGAUUCGCUCUGUCGUCACAGGUCGCGUCAUCAACGUCUUUUCCACGAAGGACUACUUGCUAGCCUUUCUGUACCGCGCAAAUAGCUUUCAGUAUGGUAUUGCCGGCCUGCAAGCGAUUCCCGAGGUCCAGGGAAUCGAGAACGUCGACGUCUCCGACCUUGUGGACGGGCAUACGCAGUACCGCUUCCUGGUCGGUUCGAUCCUGCAGAAGCUAGAUCUUGAGGACAUCGAUGGCGAGGAGAAAGAAGACAAGGAAGAGCGCGAGAGGAAGGCAGUAGAGGGCAAGUCCGCUGAAGAGGAAGCCGACGAGAUGGAGAAAGAGGUUGAACAGAAGAGUAAGGCAACCAAAGCGAUGGAUUGGAUGGGCAACAAGGUGUCCGGUAUCAACAAGAAGAAGUCCACACCUACAGAGAACGUGAUGACAGAAGACGAUAUGCUUCGCGAGGCAGAGAAGCGGUAG